Messenger RNA from Solenopsis invicta (red fire ant), 1759 nucleotides. Its product is annotated as transmembrane protein 68. Gene Ontology annotation, molecular function: acyltransferase activity. Gene Ontology annotation, cellular component: membrane. Bases 512 to 1528 code for a protein of 338 amino acids. The transcript has 7 exons. The record is from RefSeq and is a predicted model, not a curated record. NCBI's taxonomy places the organism in Eukaryota, Metazoa, Arthropoda, Insecta, Hymenoptera, Formicidae.
AAAGAGAAACCCGUUUGAAAUUCGCCCAUUCGAGCAUAUUUAUACACGUACUUUGUUGACACUCACUGACAGUUUUGGUAUCGUGCUUCGUGAUUACGAUAAAUUACGAAAUUAAGCCGUCGAUCAGUCAAUGCGGCAUACAUUGGCAUACAUAAUGACUUGAUUAAUUUUAAUUUUAAAUAACGAAUUUACCAUGCACCAUGCGAUGAUGAAGUUGGUGCCAUGUCACUUUAUGGAACGACUUGAGACGAAACGGAUUUAUACUUAUUAAUUGUCGAUUGUAUAUAUCGUAGAAAAAACUUUAAUAAAAAAUUAAUCUCGAUAAAAAUAAUCUUGGAAUUCAAAUGAACAUUAAUUUUACCUGAUAUGUAUAUGGUCGUAAAAAAUAUGGUAAAGCAUUUGUUGGAUUUGCAAUAAUGAGCAUAUAAGUGCUUCCUGCAAAGAUAUAAAGAUCUCAAUUGUUCGAUGAAUUACUUUUCGUGUCCUGUGUCUCCUUCAUAUUAAUCUAAACAUGUUUUCAAUUGUGUACGAUUUGUGGCCAACGGUGAAAAAUAUUAUAGGUAAAAAUACUGUGUUAACAUGUACCUUUAUACAUGUCUCUGUUAAAAUUCAAUAUAUUGACUUGGAUUUUACAUUGUGGCUGACUUGGCUUUUAAUGCCACUCCUUGUAACAUUUCUACUCCCGCUUCUAAUUGUAUUGCUGAUAUAUUCAACUGCCUUAAUAUUAUACAUCUACAAAUGGCACAGGAUUAAAUUAAGAAAUGUCUAUAGUACUCCAUGGCGAGAGGCAGCACUUCAUAUGCUUGCAGCUGUCUAUGAUGCACAUGGUUGGAUCUGGCAUGGAUAUGAAAUUGUGGGCUUAGAGAAUAUUCCACAGAAUAAACCAGUAUUAUUCAUAUUUUAUCACGGAGCUCUCCCAGUGGAUAUGUAUUAUUUUGCAGCCAAAAUAUUUUUAUCUAAUUCGAAAUUAAUUCGUAUGGUAGCAGAUCGAUUUCUCUUCAAGAUUCCUGGUUGGUCCAUAGUGACUGACGUAGUAAAAAUUAUACCCGGAACAGUUCAAUCAUGCUCUGCAAUUUUAAAAGAAGGAAAUAUGCUUGCUAUUGCUCCGGGUGGCGUGUAUGAAGCUCAGUUUGGGGAUUCUAAUUAUGAACUUAUGUGGCAGAAAAGAAUGGGCUUUGCAAAAGUUGCUUUGGAUGCAAAAGUGAGUAUAGUUCCUUUAUUUACGAAAAAUCUCAGAGAAUCGUUUAGAACACUAAUUUGGGGACGAAGAAUAUUGCUGAAAAUAUAUGCCAAAACAAGGCUUCCUAUUGUACCAAUCUAUGGUGGCUUUCCAGUAAAAUUGGUAACAUAUGUAGGCAAGCCUAUUCCAUAUGACAAAAAUCUUACACCCGAAGAGUUGCAGAUAAAGGUUGCCGAUAGUAUUAGAGAUUUGAUAAGAAAACAUCAAAAAGUACCUGGUAGCAUUACAUGGGCUUUGACGGAAAGAAUAUGUAAUACAGAGAAAUGUGAUAAUGUUGACAAAAAGUAAUGUAAAUGAAGCUAUUCUAUUCGAUAGAAAUUUAUAUUAUUUAUAUGAAAUAGAUAAAUAUUUAUAUUUAUUUUAUAUAUUUGUACUUAAAUAUAUUUGAUUAUUAUGAAAAAGAUAGUUUAUUCAUAUUUUUUAAUAGAAAUGUGCAUAAUUCAAUGACAAAUGACACAACGAUUGUAUUAUCAUUAUUAUGUUAAGUAUGAAAGCAUAAAUGUGAUUAUUUUAUAUAUA